AUGGAGAAAAAGGCGAAGAAGGCCCGUAGUGCACCACCGCAGUCGCGCCAGAUGGAUUGGAUUGAUCAGUUGCCGGAAGAAAUUCUGGGAAACAUAUUGUCACGCAUGGCGAUGAAAGAGGCAACAAGGACAAGUAUCCUUUCUCGUAGGUGGAGGAACCUCUGGAAAGUUUAUGGUAGCCAUUUGGAUUUUGAUGCAUCGGAAACAAUGCGGCUUAUGUUCGAUGGGGUUAAAGAACGCCACAUCGAAGCACCAAAAUAUCGAGAUUGGGUUAAUCAAGUCUUAGAUUCCCAUGAAGGUUCAUCAUUAGAACGACUGAGAAUUGCUUUUGACUUGGGCGGGUCAUAUAUUUAUGCAACUGCUGUUGAUAAAUGGAUCGACUUUGCCAUCGUGAAAAGAGUCCAAAGGCUUGAAGUGGAUCUGACUGCAGCUGCCGGAUGUUAUACGUGUUCUGAUAGUGUCUAUACUUUCCCGUCCUGGUUGCUGGAUUUACCUUCUGAUUUUCCGAGUUUUGACAGACUAACAGUCCUGUGCUUGAAGUCUGUUUCGAUAACUGAAGAAGAUCUGGCAUACUUCUUAUCAACAUGUCCUUUCCUCGAGCAACUAACGGUGGAAAAUUCUUCCUCUCUGCAAAACUUCAGAGUUUCGGGUCAGUCACUCAAGUUGAAGCACUUGGAGAUUGGAUAUUGCCAGAAGUUGCAGAAUGUUGAGGUUUCAGCUGCAAGUCUUGUAUCUUUCAAAUACGCCGGGCCAAGGAUAAACAUAUGCCUAAUAGAAGUUCCAGAACUCGCUUUAGUUUCCUUUAGUAAUCAAUACUGUGAGAAGUUCAUCAUCAAUUCUCCAAGUUCUUUGUAUCUCUCUCGGCUGGAGAAACUGGAAUUGGAUCUGAGGUUCACGGGUUCAGCAAGAUGCGUAGGUUUUCCAUCUAAUUUUCCGAAAUUCAGCAACCUUAAGCACUUGGAAUUGAAAUUUGUAGCAGUUGCCGAUGAAAGUGCUCUCUUCUUCAGCUCCAUCAUAGGUGCAUCUCCUGGACUAAUUACGCUGACAUUGAAGUAUGACAUUGAUUGGGCAACAAGACACCAAACCUUAUCAAAUCCAGAAGUAUUUAGAAACCAAGGAAUGUUAGACGUGUGUGAGAAGGAGUGGGAAGAGCAAGCAAGGAGAUACAGUCACAAGUGUCUCAACGUGAUCGAAUUUGUUGGUUGGGCUGGGAUCAAGACCGAUGUUCAGCUUGCCAAUUAUUUGCUCGAGACUGCCAUUUCACUAGAGAAGAUCAUAGUUGAUUGCCGAAUUCCUCGUUAUACUCGAACAUCAUGGAAUGAAGAGCUCUGUCCAAUGCCAGGGAACAGGGAAGCUGCUUUACUAAGUGCGAAGGAGCUUAAGAGGAAACUACCUCCCAGAGCCCAGUUGAUUAUAGUUUAG
Molecule: messenger RNA, 1422 nt
Organism: Coffea arabica (coffee)
Lineage: Eukaryota; Viridiplantae; Streptophyta; Magnoliopsida; Gentianales; Rubiaceae
Product: F-box/LRR-repeat protein At3g26922-like
Molecular function (GO): protein binding
Source: RefSeq, a predicted model, not a curated record